UGGGACCGCCGGCCCGGCGGGAUUGGCCGCGUUGAAGGGCGCGCGCGGCCGUGCCACCUGGCCAUGGAGGCCGUGCUGUGCUCCGAGCACGGGUCCCUCUGCUUCCUGAAAACGGGUGUCCGCGAUGGCCCCAGCAAAGGGAAGAGCUUCUACGUGUGCGGGACGCAGGGCCCCGCUGCCUGCGGCUUCGUCCUCCCAGCGCCGGUUCCUGCUUCUCACUGCUUGAUCCAUGAGGGGUGCGUGGUGGAGCUGCAAGUUCUGGUUAAGCAGCCGGACAGAGAUGAAUACCAGUUGUUUUACCGGUGUCUUAAGAGUAAGUUGAAUGGGAAGAAAUGGUGUGGAAGUUUCCCAUGGCAGGAUCCAAAAGCUACCAAAGUGUCAAAACACUUGGAAUCCCAGCCCAGAACAGUACCUUUCUUCAAUCCCAUUAGCCAAAGAAAUCCAUUCAAAGUGCUAGAUGAGAAUCGUGCUCCAUCAUCCUGGAAACAAAUGAAACAAAGAAAUGGAGAGGAAAUUAAAGCAAAAGGAGCUAAAGCAGAGAAUGAGAGUGUGCUGGUGUCACAUAAAGAAAAGAAAUUGACCUCUGAUUUUUCCACAGAGAUGGUACCUCUAGAACAACUCAAAAAUAAAAAUGAAUCAUCCACAGGAACUAAAAGUGAUCUGGAUCUUCAGGAGACUACAGUGUCUGUAUCUAAACUUUGCCUUUCUGAGACCAGGAAAGAGAAAAAUACACUUUCAGAGGAAGAGAAAUAUGGUGGUAAUGCCAGGGAAUCCAAGAAGCCUUCUGAUUUUGUGGACAAGGAGCCAGGCACAAGAUCAAAACUCUUCCCACUAAGUCUUGGAAAGCAAAGUACAAGUACCAGGCCUCCAGGAGAGGAGCAGCUUGGAGAAAAAAGCUUAAAAAGUUGUAGGGAUAAAGACACAAGAGAGAAAGAUUGCAAUGGUCAGAAGAAUGGUGAAAUGACACUGGUGUCUAAGGAAGAUGCCCCUUCCCCAGCAGGAGCACAGUUGGCAUCGCAGUGUGCUGCCCUGAGGAGAGGGGCAGAGGCAGAGCUGCCCAAGGCACAACUCGGGCCAGGGCUGCCACAGUCUCCUGGUAAAGCCUCUGCCAGUGAUAGUGAUGAAGAACAAUCUGUUUGUUCCUCAUCAGGUGAAAGUAAACCUGAGAAAUCAGUUAAGAUUCCUUCAGAAAAAUCAGGAAAGAGUGUGCAGGGGACACCUUUGCCAGGAGCAGCAGCAUCACAUCGCAUGGAAGGACCCCAGGACCCUAAAGUGCUUCAUAACCGUCUUCUACUCCAGCUGAAACAGAAAAAGAGUACAUUGGCUACAGUGAACGUUCAGAUGCUGCCAGAUAAAGGGGAGCGCUUAUUAAAGCAAGUGCGGGAUUUGGAAGCUGCACUCAGUGCUCUUAACAUUUCAACAGCAGAUACUAGUGAAAAUGUGAAUGUUGGUGUGCAGAAUCUGUAUGGGGGAAAAAUGACAGAAGACCGAAUCAGGGCUGUACACAGUGCCACAUUUGAGGCUAUUAAUCAUCUUCACAAAUCUCUAGAAUCCUGUCCAACAGAGGAGACAGCAGCUGAAGAUCCCUCUGGCCUCAAGGUCCCACUGCUGCAGCACCAGAGACAGGCACUUGCAUGGCUCCUCUGGAGAGAGAGUCAGAGGCCAUGUGGAGGAAUUCUGGCGGAUGACAUGGGCUUGGGGAAGACUGUAACCAUGAUUGCUCUCAUUCUGGCCCAGAAGCAGCUGAAGACAAAGAAAAGAAAGGAGACAUUAGAAAUAUGGCUAUCCAAAAAUGACUUCACUGUUAUCCCUUCCCAUGGCACUUUAGUUAUUUGUCCUGCGUCCUUGAUCCAUCACUGGAAGAAAGAGAUUGAGAGAUACGUAGUCUUUGGCAAACUGAGGGUCUGUCUGUACCAUGGGGCAAAUCGAGAUAAGCAUGCAGAGCUGCUUUCUGGAUAUGAUGUUGUUGUCACAACCUACAGCCUUCUCUCCAAGGAGGUUCCCGCAACCAAAGAGGAGGGGGAAGUCCCUGCUCAGGACCAUGAUGUGGGGAGUGGAUCAUGUCCCUGUUCCCCUUUGCUCAGGGUAGCUUGGGCUCGAAUUAUAUUGGAUGAAGCUCACACUAUUAAAAACCCACGGGUUCAAACCUCUAUAGCUGUGUGCAAAUUGAGAGCCAGUGCCAGAUGGGCUGUCACUGGGACACCAAUACAGAACAACUUGCUGGACAUGUACUCUCUCCUGAGGUUUCUACGUUGCUCUCCUUUUGAUGAAUACAAAGUUUGGAAGUACCAAGUAGAUAACAACACAAGGAAGGGAGGGGAGAGGCUAAGUCUCUUAACCAGGAGCCUCUUACUGCAGAGAACUAAGGACCAGCUGGAUUCAGUUGGCAAGCCCCUGGUAUCUCUGCCCCAGCGUAGGACGCAGUUGCAUCAGUUAAAACUUACAGCAGAGGAGCAAUCUGUAUACAAUGUGCUCUUCGCAAGAUCCAGGUCAACACUACAGUCAUACCUAAAGAGACAAGAACAGAAAAAUGAAGACAGAGAGUAUGAUGGUGGUAACCCCUUUGAGAAAGUUGCACAAGAGUUUGGAGUCAGUCAAAAGGAAUUUCUAGCAGGCUCACAAAGUGCCUCCCAGGUCUCAAGUACUGUCCAUGUCUUGUCCAUGCUCUUGAGACUCCGUCAGUGCUGCUGCCAUCUCUCCUUAUUGAAAGUGGCUCUGGAUCAAGUUAACUUGAACAGUGAAGGCCUUGUACUCUCCAUUGAGGAACAGCUUGGUGCUUUGACACUGUCUGAGCUCUGGACUCCUGAUUCCAAGUCUACAGUCUACCUCAAUGGCACAGCUUUUCAAAGAGAUAUCUUUGACAUCACCAGGGAGAGCACCAAGAUAGCUCAACUUUUGGCCGAAUUGAAAACUAUUCAGAGUCACCCAGAGCCUCAUAAAAGCGUGGUUGUCUCUCAGUGGACGAGCAUGCUCAAAGUUGUAGCUGUGCACCUGCAGCGCCUGGGACUGAAGUAUGCCACAGUGGAUGGCUCUGUCAAUCCCAAACAGAGGAUGGAUGUGGUGGAAGAGUUCAAUAACAAUCCCAAAGGGCCUCAGGUAAUGUUGGUCUCGUUGCUGGCUGGAGGCGUUGGCCUGAACUUGACUGGAGGAAACCAUCUCUUUCUCCUUGAUAUGCACUGGAAUCCUGCUCUGGAGGACCAGGCAUGUGACCGCAUUUACCGUGUGGGGCAGAAGAAGGAUGUUGUGAUACACAGGUUUGUCUGUGAAGGAACGGUAGAAGAAAAGAUCCUGCAACUCCAGAAGAGGAAGAAAGGUCUUGCCCAGCAGGUUCUGUCAGGCACAGGAGAGACCUUCACUAAGCUCACUCUGGCUGACCUCAAAAUUCUCUUUGGUGUCUAAUUAUCAUUUGCAGUACCCAACAGAAAGUAAUUUAUACCUGUGAGUAACUGCAGAUUUCAUCAUAAGGCUUCUGUUCUGAAGUGGUUGUUUAUUUUGAACAACAACUACAUGUUUGUAACUGUUCUGGAAAGUUAUCUACUUCAAUAGCUAGUUUCAAUACUGAUCAUUUAUAUAAAGGUUAAUAAAGUUUUAAGGUAUUGUUUUGAA
This is a messenger RNA of Serinus canaria (Common canary), 3606 nucleotides long. RefSeq names its product transcription termination factor 2 (gene TTF2). Gene Ontology annotation, molecular function: zinc ion binding; ATP-dependent chromatin remodeler activity; ATP binding. NCBI's taxonomy places the organism in Eukaryota, Metazoa, Chordata, Aves, Passeriformes, Fringillidae. The record is from RefSeq and is a predicted model, not a curated record. The transcript has 22 exons. Bases 64 to 3399 code for a protein of 1111 amino acids.